CUUUGUAAAACCUGGUCACCCGAUGCUCCUCCUCCUCCCGCGCUGCGGUGAAAUGGACUUUAGCCGGAGCCUCUCACCUGAACCCACCUGACAGGAAGCCGUGACAGAGGGAGAAGGAGCGGAUGCGGGCGAUUUUCAAAGCUUCUCACGGGAACAAUGAGAGCGUGCUCCAUGAAAUGUCUGUUCCUCCUCGUGGGAACCUUCUCUUUCAUUAUCUGCACCAUUUUAUACCGACAACACAGCGACGUCACACCUGGCAGUGAGCCAACAGACAGGCGGCAGACAGGUGACGAUCAGGUGGCCUGGACAAGCAUCGCAGCAGCUCAACAACAAGAAGAAAUGGUAGAGGCUCCGUGUUCUUUGAGGAAAGUGGUGAGACACAACCCUCUCCUCAGGAAGAGGUUCAGGUUCUCGGUCCCGGUCUUUCAGUGGAUGGAAAGUUUCUCCAAACCUGCCUGGGAACAGCUAAAAAACCAGGCACCACCCUAUGGCUGGAAGGGACUUCCUGUCAGUGUGGUCAGAUCGACUCUCUCCCUCCUCAACGUCUCUCGUCUCUUUGACCGAGGCUCACCUGGCAGGUGUGUUCGCUGUGCUGUGGUUGGAAACGGAGGCAUCCUCCGAGGAUCCGGACAGGGAAAGAACAUCGACAGCCACGACUUUGUCUUCAGGGUGAAUGGAGCAGUGAUCGGAGGUUUUGAAAAAGACGUGGGGACGAAGAUUUCCUUCUACGGUUUCACCACAAACACCAUGAAGAACGCCCUGAGCUUGUACCGAACAGACGGCUUCACCAGCGUCCCUCAGAGCCCGGACAUAAAAUACAUCUUCAUCCCAUCAGACCUCAGAGACUAUGUGAUGAUGGCAGCUGCUGUUCAGGGUCUGACUGUCCACUCGGGCAGAGACAAGGGGGACAGGCCCUGGAAGUAUUUUGGCCACAAACCACCUGAGAGCUUCAAGAUUCUCCACCCGGAUUUUAUUUCCUACGUGACACACAGUUUCCUUCAGUCUCCUCUGCUGAACAACAUCCGGACCCGUCACCUGUACAUGCCGAGCACCGGAGCUCUGAUGCUGCUGACUGCCUUACACACCUGUGACCAGGUUUCUGCUUACGGCUUCAUCACCAGGAACUACGCUGCGUUCUCCGAUCAUUACUACGACUCCAUGAGGAAGCCUCUGAGGUUCUACGCCAACCACGACCUUCAGAUGGAGAGCCGGCUGUGGGAGGCGCUGCACCUCCGGAGGGUCAUCAGUUUGUACCAGAGGAGGGGGGACAGCUGAUGGAGGAGGUGGACACGAUUAAUUCUCAGGACUGCAGAGUGAACGGAGCUCUGGGUUCGUUUUAUUUUCUUGUUUACAUCAUCUUUAACCUCUUCAGCUGUGCCUGGAAAAGUUUUGUUGAAAACACAAGAACUUAAUUUUGAAACUUUCUAAAGAGGAAAACAUCCCACAUAACUGAAUAUGUCCAGAAGGUUUGAAGCUGAUGUGAAGUUUUAAAAAGCAGAAUCAUUUGUUUGAUCAUUUUUACAUUUGUUUUACUGAAUAUGAGCAGUUCAGUUUUUUCCAUUUUCAUUUGAAAGUCACUGAACUCUUUCAUUGUUCAGCUGAGUAAAAAGAAAUGGUGAAAUUAUUUGGUUUUUGGGGGGAGGCACCAACAACAACAAAACAACAACUGCAUAUGUACUAAAAACAUCUAAAAAGCCAAAAAAAUGAUGAAAUGGAACAACUGAACUGAAAAGUGAAAAUAUAUCAAUAAACUAAAACAGUCAGGAUGAAUCCCAUUUUGUUGAGUGUGACAGUGUUUUUAAAAAAAGAUUUCUCAAAAUGUUGUUGAACAAAUGGCUGAGAGGUUUGUGGUCUCCUCCUCAUCGUCAGCAGACACACACACUGUACUGUGCAAAUAUAAUUUCUACAAUAAACUGAAUUAUGUUUUAAGUCAUGUUUUUUAUACCACAUUUUGUGCAGUGUGUGUCUGCAAUCUCAAAUUCAGCUGCAGUUAUUUUACAGGUGGAUAUGCUCUUUGUUUUAUACUGAAUGAUGUUACAUGUGAUUUUCUUAUUGCACUGAUGUAAUUUAAACUGAAGCAAAUGUUUCACUCUGUGACACUUUGAAGU
Toxotes jaculatrix (banded archerfish) is the source of this 2108-nucleotide messenger RNA. RefSeq names its product ST6 (alpha-N-acetyl-neuraminyl-2,3-beta-galactosyl-1,3)-N-acetylgalactosaminide alpha-2,6-sialyltransferase 2 (gene st6galnac2). Gene Ontology annotation, molecular function: sialyltransferase activity. Lineage: Eukaryota; Metazoa; Chordata; Actinopteri; Toxotidae. The coding region runs from base 157 to 1275 and encodes 372 amino acids. The transcript is spliced from 9 exons. The record is from RefSeq and is a predicted model, not a curated record.